AUGUCUCUUCCGCUCCUUGUCAUAUCUUUCUUGAUAUGCUCUCUCCAAGCAUUUUCCGUCUCCGCGCAGAAUCAUACGUGGCCAUGGCAAACCUAUAAAUCUAGUUCGUCCGAGCCUCCAUUACUUAAUAUCACCAAAUCCGGUCCUACGUCUCCUGGGUACCUGUUUUUCGAUCAGAAUGGGGAGUACGCGCACAACUACAGCCUUUUCAUCAUGUCUGAUGACAACGAACUUAUUUGGCAAAGCGGAUAUGGCGACUACGGUGCUUUCAGGACCCAAAAGUUCGAGGGCAGACCGGUAUUAACUUUCUUUAAUGGAGUCUCGCUGGCGGAACCCUAUGGAUGGGGCCAUGGAAUUAUUCAGAUUCUUGAUGACUCUUAUACAAGCAUCUACAAUGUUUCCUUAACAAUAGAUGAUGGAAACUUUUUGACCAUACCCGAGCUUGAUCCCAGCCAGAUUACGUCCUAUCUCGAUAUGCACGAGUCCCGGAUCACAGCCCAAAACACCAUCCUUGUAACAUUAUACAACGUUACGAGAUACGAUCUAAGCUCUUGGAGCGCCCUAGACCAUAUCGACCAGGUUCCUAUUUCUGAUGUCCAGCAGUUCUAUCCUGUUGCGGAUUUUGGCAAGAACCAAUCUCUUCCGUACGGUUACUUCCACAUCAAUUCGGUAGACAAGUUUGAAGACGGAUCAUACUUAAUCUCUUCAAGGUACUACUGCUCAAUUUUCAAGGUCUCGAAAAACGGUACCGUUGAAUGGACACUACAGGGCCAAACCGGCGGAGAUUUUCAGCUUGACGGUCGACUUUCCUUCUGUUACCAACACGAUGCCCGUAUUCGACAAGAAUUAGGGAAUACAGUUCAGAUUAGCCUCUUUGAUAACGCAAACUCUGAGAUCGUUUCUGGUAUAAAUCAAACUAAAGGCGUUUUCCUGACCUUGAACACGGAAACUAUGAAGGCUACGCUCGACCAAGAAUAUUUUGACCCGCGGGACGCGAUAUACGCCUUUUCCCAAGGAAAUCUUCAGCAGUUAGAAGACGGGCACGUUAUUAUGGGGUAUGGGUCGACACCGAAAAUCAGAGAGUUCAGCCCGGAUGGCGCUACCUUGAUGACCGCGCAGUUUGGCCCCGGGGACGGCCUCAUCUUUUCUUAUCGUGCCUAUCGUCUCCCGUGGAUUGGCCGCCCCAAGUCACCUCCGAGCGUCCUGGCUUGCAGGAAUGAAGCUAGUAAUAGUACUGCAGUAUAUAUGAGCUGGCUUGGUGCUACAGAGCACAAGUCUUGGGUGGUUUUUGCAGGAGAUGACAACUCUACUCUCACUCUAACAUCACAGGUAGAGAAGACCGGGUUCGAAACAGUAGCAACUAUACCCGGCCAGGCUCCCUUCAUCCGUGUCGAGGCACGAGGCGUGGGUAUCACCGGCGGAAUUUCUCACGUAGUGUCGCCUCAAAGCAGCUGCUGAUUCUGAACAGUACAGCGCACUGACUGGAAAUCCCUUGGAGUACUCUUUUAUGAGCCUCCUCAUUCCUAGCUCAUACGGGUUGGGUGUAGUACGAAGGACAGCAGAUGGUAACAUCUCACUGCGGCGUCAGAUGGAAAUGGAUAUCUUUCCUGAGCCCUGAGUGG
This is a messenger RNA of Daldinia vernicosa, 1622 nucleotides long. Its product is annotated as ASST-domain-containing protein. The record is from RefSeq and is a predicted model, not a curated record. The transcript has 4 exons. NCBI's taxonomy places the organism in Eukaryota, Fungi, Ascomycota, Sordariomycetes, Xylariales, Hypoxylaceae. Bases 1 to 1458 code for a protein of 485 amino acids.